Messenger RNA from Gastrolobium bilobum, 3273 nucleotides. Its product is annotated as importin subunit beta-1-like. Gene Ontology annotation, cellular component: cytoplasm; nucleus. The record is from RefSeq and is a predicted model, not a curated record. The transcript has 3 exons. Bases 131 to 2746 code for a protein of 871 amino acids. Gene Ontology annotation, molecular function: small GTPase binding; nuclear import signal receptor activity. Lineage: Eukaryota; Viridiplantae; Streptophyta; Magnoliopsida; Fabales; Fabaceae. Gene Ontology annotation, biological process: protein import into nucleus.
CGUCUCUGCUUUUUCCCACUCUCUGCUAGGGUUUCAGAGUAGCCGCGCUUCUUCGAGUUUUCUCUUGCUUCAACUCUCUCCACUCACUCGUCUCACCAUCUCCGAUUCCAUUUGUUAACUUGCUGUUAAGAUGGCCAUGGAGGUUACUCAAAUUCUUUUAAAUGCGCAAGCAAUGGAUGGCGCUGUAAGGAAUCAAGCUGAAGAAAACUUGAAACAGUUUCAGGAACAGAAUUUUCCAAGUUUCUUGUUUUCUCUUGCUGGGGAAUUGGCAAAUGAUGAAAAGCCUACAGAGAGCCGGACACUAGCAGGUAUAAUUCUCAAGAAUGCUCUGGAUGCAAAAGAACAACACAGAAAGAUAGAAUUUGUUCAAAGAUGGCUGUCACUGGACCCAACUUUGAAAGCCCAGAUCAAAGCAUUCUUGUUGAGGACCCUUUCAUCUCCUUCUUCUGAUGCUCGAUCAACUGCAUCACAAGUUAUUGCAAAAGUUGCUGGUAUUGAAUUGCCUCACAAGCAAUGGCCUGAAUUGAUAGGAUCCCUCUUGUCAAAUGUUCAUCAGCUUCCUGGUCCUACAAGGCAGGCAACUCUUGAGACCCUUGGGUACAUUUGUGAAGAAGUCUCCCCUGAUGUGGUUGAACAGGAUCAUGUAAAUAAGAUACUCACUGCUGUUGUUCAGGGAAUGAAUUCUACCGAAGAAAACAAUGAUGUCAGGCUUGCUGCCAUACGAGCAUUGUACUAUGCAUUGGGUUUUGCUCAGGCAAAUUUUUCUAAUGAUAUGGAGCGUGAUUACAUCAUGAGAAUUGUUUGCGAGACAACUCUUUCUCCUGAAGUGAAGAUUCGGCGAGCAGCUUUUGAGUGUUUGGUAGCCAUUUCUUCAACAUACUAUGAAAAGUUGGCUCCUUAUAUCCAAGAUAUCUUCAACAUUACUGCCAAGGCUGUGAAGGAUGAUGAGGAGCCAGUUGCACUCCAGGCAAUUGAGUUCUGGAGUUCAAUAUGUGAUGAAGAAAUUGAGAUAUUAGAAGAGUACGGAGGUGAUUUUAGUGGGGAUUCAGACGUUCCUUGCUUUUACUUUAUUAAGCAGGCACUUUCAUUUCUUGUUCCCAUGUUAUUGGAGACACUGCUAAAGCAAGAAGAGGAUCAAGAUCAGGAUGAAGGGGCUUGGAACAUUGCUAUGGCUGGAGGCACCUGCUUGGGAUUGGCUGCACGAACAGUUGGUGAUGAUAUUGUGCCUCUUGUUAUGCCAUUUAUCGAAGAAAACAUAACUAAACCAGAUUGGAGGCAAAGGGAAGCUGCAACCUAUGCCUUUGGCUCCAUUCUGGAAGGUCCAUCGCCCGACAAACUUAUACCACUUGUGAAUAUGGCUUUGAACUUCAUGCUCACUGCACUGAUUAAAGACCCAAACAAUCACGUGAAGGACACUACUGCAUGGACUCUUGGACGAAUGUUUGAGUUUUUGCAUGGGUCAGCUUUGGAUACCCCAAUUAUAACUCAGGCAAACUGCCAACAGAUUAUUACUGUGCUGCUUCAGAGCAUGAAAGAUGUUCCAAAUGUUGCUGAGAAGGCAUGUGGUGCUCUUUAUUUUCUUGCCCAAGGUUACGAGGAUGCUGGAUCUUCAUCCUCUCCAUUGACCCCCUUCUUUCAAGAAAUUGUUCAUGCUCUUCUCACUGUAACUCACAGAGAGGAUGCUGGAGAAUCCCGCCUUAUAACAGCAGCCUAUGAAGCCCUAAAUGAAGUAGUGAGGUGUUCUAAUGCUGAAACAGCUCCAAUGGUUGUACAGCUUGUUCCUCUUAUCAUGAUGGAGCUCCACCAGACUCUUGAGAAUCAAAAGGUUGGAUCUGAUGAGAGGCAGAAGAAUGAGUUACAAGGCCUUCUCUGCGGUUGCUUGCAGGUCAUCAUACAGAAGUUAGGUUCAUCUGAACCAACAAAAUAUCAUUUCAUGCAGUAUGCUGAUCAAAUUAUGGGUUUAUUUUUAAGAGUGUUUGCGUCUCGAAGUGCAACAGCUCAUGAGGAGGCUAUGCUUGCCAUUGGAGCUUUGGCCUAUGCAACAGGCUCUGAUUUCGCGAAAUACAUGACAGAAUUUUACAAGUAUUUGGAAAUGGGUCUCCAAAAUUUUGAGGACUACCAGGUUUGUGCUAUCACCGUGGGUGUGGUUGGUGAUGUAUGCAGGGCCUUGGAGGAGAAAAUACUGCCUUAUUGUGAUGGGAUAAUGACCCAACUUCUUAAGGAUUUGUCCAGCAAUCAGUUGCAUAGAUCUGUGAAGCCUCCUAUUUUUUCAUGUUUUGGUGACAUUGCCUUGGCAAUUGGAGAAAACUUUGAGAAGUACUUGUUAUAUGCUAUGCCUAUGCUUCAGAGUGCUGCUGAGCUCUCUGCUCAUACAAAUGGAGCUGAUGACGAUAUGACAGAGUACACAAAUUCUUUGAGAAAUGGAAUCUUAGAGGCAUACUCAGGGAUCUUCCAAGGGUUUAAAGGUUCCCCGAAAACCCAGCUUCUGAUGCCUUAUGCGCCUCAUGUACUGCAAUUCUUGGACAGUCUGUACAUGGAGAAGGACAUGGAUGAUGUCGUAACAAAGACAGCAAUUGGUGUGCUUGGAGAUUUAGCUGAUACUUUGGGUAAUAAUGCUGGCCCCUUGAUUCAGCAAUCCGUGUCAAGCAAAGACUUCCUCAAAGAGUGUUUAUCAUCUGAUGAUCAUUUGAUCAAGGAAUCUGCCGAAUGGGCUAAGUUAGCAAUCAGUCGAGCAAUUUCAUUUUGAGGCUAUUGCUAUUUCAUGGGUCCUAGUUCUUGCAUACAUCUGCAUUUGUUGCGUGGGGGUCUCAACUGCAUACCAUGAGUCCGGGUCAUCACCAUUUUUGGGCACAGGUCUUUCGGUCCUUUGGCUGUCUGCAUUUCAUGUCAGCAGUAUGGAGUCUGCUUUUUCAUUUUAUUUUUUUACAUUUAUUCUUCUGCAUUGCUAUGGAGGAAGUCGGUGGGUGAUGACAAAAUCUUCCUGCUACCUUGGCAGAAAAGAUGCGAUUUUUACAUACAGGAGGAGAAACAGGGUUAAAUGGGGGAGGAGCAAGAAAGGAGAUAUCUCAUGAUAUCUGCCAAUGCCGUCUCUAUUGGGCUUGCAUGAGUAUUUUGAAUGUUUGGAGUCUAUGGUAUGGUCCACAUAUGACAUUAUGUCCUUUUCUUUUUUCUUUUAUUAUUGGCUGUAGAGUGAAACAAUCAUCUUAGUCCAUCCAUGUGUUUUGAAUAGGUAAUGCAACAUAUUUUAGCCGUUCCCUUAAAUUACUCAAAUAA